AUGGGUGGGUCAGCCUUCCUGUGGGUCAGCUCCCUCUCAGCUCCUCUUUCGAGGGGAGUCAAGGGGAGCACUUCCUCAGCGCCUCCACCGGGCCCCGAUCCGAGCUACCCAGCUCGACGGGAACCGGAAGGCCCCCGCCCGGGGACGGCACCCAGCGUCCCGAGCUACCCAGCUCGCUCUUGCCUUUUCGCACGCCCAGCGACCGUACCGUCUUCUUCCAACCAUGGCAGGGCAUUAUUGCAAAGAUAUUCCGGAGUCCAAGCUGCUCCCAAUCGGAUCUCCGGGGGGCACAAUAAUGCGUCCGUCAUGCGGCGAAGUCUACGCAUCGCCUCCCAGCGUGCCAAAGAACCAUCUCCAGCGACUACAACGAGGGACCCAAGGAGGGUGGUGCCCUCAAGGGUUCGUAGCAGCCCGCCGUGGGCCGGGAUACUGCCCUCCCGACGAGGGAAAGGUUCCAGCCUUCGCGCUGUCCAAGAAGACGCAGAGGACGAGGAAUUGACUGAGCAGCCAAGCCAGCCAUUGCCUGGAUCUUCGAAACCAUCAACCGUGAAAACUUCUUAUGGCGCGUUGGGCACUUUUGUUAUGUCCUCCCUAGGUAACUAG
Molecule: messenger RNA, 603 nt
Organism: Diachasmimorpha longicaudata
Lineage: Eukaryota; Metazoa; Arthropoda; Insecta; Hymenoptera; Braconidae
Exons: 3
Coding region: 1-603 (200 amino acids)
Source: RefSeq, a predicted model, not a curated record